Mycotypha africana is the source of this 679-nucleotide messenger RNA. RefSeq lists its product as uncharacterized. The record is from RefSeq and is a predicted model, not a curated record. NCBI's taxonomy places the organism in Eukaryota, Fungi, Mucoromycota, Mucoromycetes, Mucorales, Mycotyphaceae. The coding region runs from base 97 to 582 and encodes 161 amino acids. The transcript has 3 exons.
AAGAGGAUCACCACAGUUUCUUGUAUCACUGUAUCAAAAAAAAAAGACGAUGGUCCUCUCUUGGGUGACGAAUGUUGGACUCUUUGAGAGCGUCUCAUGGAAGCAACAUUCAACAGCACAGAAACACCGCCAACCACCGUUCGGCCUCGUCAUUUUCUAAUACGAAUGAUCAGUUUAUCGAGACGACGCAUUUUGGCAUCCAAAUUCACAAAAUUAUUUGUUUGUUUACUAUGCUUGACAACAUUACUCUGCAUCGUUUUAGAAGCCAACAUUAUUCAUUCGCAUGUCAAAGUCUACCAAGAUUUGGUGAACAACAAAUCAAUACAAGAUGUACCAAGCACGUCUGUAGAUCCAGAUCAUCUUUUGUCUUCUUUGUCGGAGCAGCAAGCCAAACAGUUAUGGAUUGCCUUGGGGCUUCGAAGAUUAAAGAAUGAAAAUGUAUUUUUCAUCUUAUUUUCACUCUUUCAGCUGGUUUUGGGUUUAGAUGCAGUAAGAUAUUUUCAUGUGGGAAACACAUAUAGUGUAUCAUGUGUCGUCAUAGAUCUGCAUAAAGCUUAUCUUUAUAGAAACAUACUAUGGUAGAUUGUUCGGCAGAGUGUCAUUCAGCUUAUUGCUCAUACAGUCAAUCAAGGCGUGGCCGUCGUCUUUGCAGCCAUCCAAGUGGGAGGAACCAUAUACA